Molecule: messenger RNA, 663 nt
Organism: Spodoptera frugiperda (fall armyworm)
Lineage: Eukaryota; Metazoa; Arthropoda; Insecta; Lepidoptera; Noctuidae
Gene: Rpp25
Product: ribonuclease P protein subunit p25-like protein
Exons: 4
Coding region: 134-643 (169 amino acids)
Biological process (GO): tRNA 5'-leader removal
Cellular component (GO): ribonuclease MRP complex
Molecular function (GO): RNA binding
Source: RefSeq, a predicted model, not a curated record
GUCACUUUAUGUCACUAUGAUAAAAAAUAAACAUUUUGAAGGUUAGAAAAACCGAACGAAGUGUUGUGUUGAUUUAUUAAUAAACUCUAUAUGGAAUUUAUAAUUUUAUAUGUUUAUUAAUUAGUACGAUAAAAUGGAAAACUACAGUAAAGGUAAAAAUGUAGAAGAAGAACUGGAACGAAGCAAAAUACCUAUUAAAGACCUGCCAGAAAAUUUUCUGUGGAUGCAAGUGAAAGGUGGCAGCAAAAUGUCCAAUUUAUUAUCUCAUGCAGCAGGUAUCCUGGAAGACAAAGCAGCCACUGCUGUCGUCUGGACUGGAGCUGGAGUAGCCAUUUCUAAGGCCAUAUCAUGUGCCGAAAUAUUGAAACGACAGUUUUCCAUUGAACAUCAAGUUACAAAACUAACAUAUAAAACUGUGGAAGAAUAUUGGGAGCCCAAAAUAGAUGGUCUUGAGACACUAGUAGUAAAAAGACAAAUUCCUAUUAUACACAUACUGCUCUCAGUGGAUGCUGUCCCGGAUACUAAUCAAGUGGGGUACCAAAGUCUCAAUGGAAAGAAGUUUUGGCAGAAGGAACAGAGCAGCAACUCCAAGCAUAACCAAUCACAUAAAAACAAGAAACCAUUUAAACAUAAGAAAACAUAAACAAUUUACAUUUUAAUAAA